AUGUCUCGGAGGAUGCUGCGUCACCCCCCGAGAUCAACACAUCCCCGGAGGCUGCACCCCAGAGAUCAACACAUCCCCGGAGACUGCACCCCGGAGAUCAACACAUCCCCGGAGGCUGCACCCCGGAGAUCAACACAUCCCCGGAGGCUGCACCCCGGAGAUCAACACAUCCCCGGAGACUGCACCCCUGAGAUCAACACAUCCCCGGAGGCUGCACCCCGGAGAUCAACACAUCCCCGGAGACUGCACCCCGGAGAUCAACACAUCCCCGGAAACUUCACCCCGGAGAUCAACACAUCCCCGGAAACUGCACCCCGGAGAUCAACACAUCCCCGGAGGCUGCACCCCGGAGAUCAACACAUCCCCGGAAACUGCACCCCGGAGAUCAACACAUCCCCGGAGGCAGCACCCCGGAGAUCAACACAUCCCCGGAGGCUGCACCCCGGAGAUCAACACAUCCCCGGAGGCAGCACCUCCGAGAUCAACACAUCCCCGGAGGCUGCACCCCGGAGAUCAACACAUCCCCGGAGGUUGCACCCCGGAGAUCAACACAUCCCCGGAGGCAGCACCUCCGAGAUCAACACAUCCCCGGAGGCUGCACCCCGGAGAUCAACACAUCCCCGGAGGCAGCACCCCCGAGAUCAACACAUCCCCGGAGGCUGCACCCCGGAGAUCAACACAUCCCCGGAGCCAGCACCCCCGAGAUUAACACAUCCCCCGGAGGCUGCACCCCGGAGAUCAACACAUCCCAGCAGUUGGCACACGAGUCUCAGGUUCUAG
Molecule: messenger RNA, 780 nt
Organism: Procambarus clarkii (red swamp crayfish)
Lineage: Eukaryota; Metazoa; Arthropoda; Malacostraca; Decapoda; Cambaridae
Source: RefSeq, a predicted model, not a curated record